CCCUCCCCACAGAACAGCAAGGGACAGUGGGGAAGGAGAAAGUUUGAGAGGAAGCGUGUGUGACAGAGAGAACGUAAGAAGAUGAGAGUUGACAUUUGAGGAGAGCUGAUGGUGUCUUUGACUCACGUGGCCACAUGGAUUCACACAAUGAGCAUGCACAGCAACAGAUAACGAACAAAACAUAUCGGGAUAAUUGAUCCGAGAAGGAGAUUCGAAGCCUGGACCGGACCAUUUCAGCUGAAGGGUUGGAUUGGACCAGGUCCUGUUGCGGUUCUGAAGGAGCUGUUUCCCAGAAGACUCGACUCAACUGGCAACUGUUAGGAUCUACAAGUUCUCAAAAUAGAGGGAAUAACUAACUCAAAACACAACUACAGUGGAGCGGGACCCAUCUUUCCUGCUUUGCCGGCUGCGCAGUGCUGAGUGUGGAUAUUUGUGAUUGAUGAGUCAGUGUGAUCUCUCAGCAGAAAGGUGAGUGUGUGUACCAGUCUGGACAGUUUGAGAGAUUUCCCCCGUAUUUGUUACACUUUAUGUCUGUGCAAUGCUAUGAUUCAUUAACACAGAAAUAGAAAUCAGAAAGUCCCCACCAAGUCUGGGGGUGGCGGCAGAAAUAAUGCAUCCAAAACCCAGAGCCCAUCCACCCCACACCAGGUUACAAUAGACACCUUAAAACUCCUGAGCACCCGGAUAUCCUGCCACAUGUUUAUCAAGGUCGCUGCAAGUUUCAAGAUUGUUUGAGUACGAAAGCAGAGACAUUAGUUUAUCAUUGAAGAAGCUUUCCAGCGACAUAACAGUGUGGUGACUUCAUCUGAAGGGGUGAAAAGUGGAACUGGACAGACAUAAAGAUUGCUUCAUGAGAGAGGUGAGAUAUAUUCAAGACAAAGACUCCAAGCUGGACUGUGGGUGUCACAAUCACAUCUUUUACACGAGGACAUGCUUCGUUUUUGUUUUUUGUUGGGACUGGCUUGAACUUGAGCUAAAACUUUGAGCUGUUUAGACUUUAAACUCCACAUCAUCCUCUCCUGUGAAACUAGUGGACCUCCAGAAUCGCUUUGGGGGCCUGAAGGCUUUACGUCUUAAAGAUCUUACUGUAGACUUUCUUUCUUGAUUUCUCCUACACUCACCCAGUUAUGGAUUCACAGGGGGGUCCUUACCUAAACAAGAGGGCCCUGUGCUCACCUCUGGGCGCUGCCCGCCUCUGUCAGUUGGCUAUGGGCUGUGCUGUGAUUGCCAUGGUAACCCACAGUGCCGGCUACAGCGGUUCACAUGGUGUGUUCUGUAUGGCGGCAUGGUGCUUCUGCUUCGCCAUGUCGGUCGUUGUGUUCUUCCUGGAUGCUACUCGUCUCUACAGCUGUCUGCCCGUAUCCUGGGACAACCUAACCGUCACAUGUGCUGCCUUUGCAACGCUCAUGUAUGUGACAGCCUCUGUGGUCUACCCGCUCUUCUUUGUCCGAUCCGAGUGCCCCUACGCUGGCUGUGAUGUCAGAAAUUUCCGCAUUGCUGUGACCGUCUGCUCCAUCCUGGGUACUCUGGCCUAUGGGGCUGAAGUGGCCUUAUGCCGAGCCAGGCCAGGCCAGACUGUGGUGGGCUACAUGGCCACCGUUUCCGGCCUCCUCAAAGUAGUUCAGGGCUUUGUGGCCUGCAUCAUCUUUGGAGCUCUGGCCAACAGGAGUGAGUAUUCCCGUUAUGUUGCCACAAUCUACUGCGUUGUCGUCUACGCUUUCUGCUUCACUCUGACUGCUCUGGUGGUCGUAAUGACUGUGUGCGGACGGACCAAGGCCGUGCGCUGCAUGUCCUUUGACCGUUUUGUGGUGGUCUGCACCCUCCUGGAAGUUCUGCUCUACCUGAGUGCAUCAGUGGUGUGGCCGGUUUUCUGCUUUGACAAUAAAUAUGGAUCUCCAUGGAGACCGUCGUCAUGUCCUCAGGGCAACUGUCCGUGGGACAGCAAGGUUGUGGUGGCUGUGUUCUCCUUUGUCAACUUUGGACUGUAUGUGGCUGACCUGAUCUACUCUCAGAGGAUGCGAUUGGUCUCUUCACAUACUAGAUCACGAGUGUAGCAGCAUAUGGAAGCACGUUUCACAUCACUGGCUUAACAGGUUUAAGUUAUUUAUCUGCUUCACUGUUUAUUAUUUUAUUUUGUUUGUGCAUUUUUUUGAUACUUAAAGACAGAAAAUAUUGAGAGGGAGAGAUGGAUAUGAGUCAGUCCUAGGAGACCACUGGUGCUGCACAAUGUCUGCUGUUGAGGCUCCCAGACACCCCGAAUGUGAAAGCACUGUGGAAUGUGAACAAGGAAUGUUACCACUAUGACCCUUCUGCCACACCCCACAGAGGUGACACCCCAUCUCUUUAACUCACCCCUCCUGCAGUCUGAAAGAUUUUGGGAGAACAGCCAGCCUCAUCGAAGCAGCCUAUAAACCAGCCAAAUCCUCAUAAACCAAGACACUCCUUCUAUUCUUGACCUGCGGCAUAACACACACACACACACACACACACACACACACACACACACACACACACACACACACACACACUUAGUUGGUGUUUGUAUUUCGUUUCAAAUAAUAUAUAAAAGUCUUGAAUAUAAAUAGUAAAUCUGGCAUUGGCAUCCGUGGCAUCUCUGUCAUCUGCAAACCCUACACCAGGGAUCGACGGACAUUACCCAGGCUACCAAAAAUAAACACAAGCCGUCUGGACUCAUAUUGAAGCCAUGAGACAGCAUUUAUAUGAGGAUAGUGUCUUUAAAACCUCUCUAUGAAAUGCUUACUUUAGUCUACAGUUAAAAAGUACAGGUAAUUUCAAGUCCACUGCUAAAAUGACCUGCAGUUUGAGCUGCCAAAUUUGAAAACACACAAACACAAAAUUCACAGUUGCACAACUUGAAUAUGUCACUGUGACCAGAGAAUGUCCCAAACGAUGUUACCUAAUGUACUUAGGUACAGGUCAAAUGUAAAAAAAAACAUAUUUAACAUUUAAAAUGUACUAUAUUUACACUGGCAGUUACAAAUGACCUGUGUGGUUUUUGGUUGCAUGUUUUUUGUAGAUAUUAAGACGAUGAGAUGUAAUGUUACACUAAAAUAAACUUAUUUUUGAAUGUAAGUCUCCAAACACAUACUGGUAUAUAAUUAGACAUAGAUUUAAAGCUGAUAUAAAUAACAUUUUUAAAUGCAUGUGUAUGUGUAUGAGAAAGGUGACAAACCCACAGAGAAUUACACUCUGCACUCUCAUGUGGUUUUAGUUUAAUAGCCCACAACUUUACAGUUUUGAUUCACUCUCACUGCUCUCAUGGCGUCUUUUUCGGCUGCAACAUGGACAGCUGUUUCAGUGAAAAAGCUCUGAUAAAGCCAUACUGCUCUAACAACAGUCAGACAAAGUUAGCCCCUUGCUGGUGGGCAUUUAACAGCUAAAGAGACAGAUAUUUCUCUCUGGAGUUGGUGGAGACCAACAACAGAGCUAAAAGAGAGUGAACGUUCACCAGGUCUCCAGAAACAUCAGUCCACAUGUGUGAUCAUGUUGUUUUAUGUCGUCUGGACGAGUAAAUAAGCAACUGUUAAUGUAAUAAAAAUGUAAUAAUAUGACAAUGUUGUGUUCUGAGCUGGUUGUGCUGCCCCCAGUAGCCAAAUCAAUUAAUACAGGUUUAAAUAUAACAAUACAAACAUAUGCAUCAUAAAAUAAAAACAUAAGGUCCAACAAUAUUACAUAUACAAUACAGUUCAGUCUGUCCGUCUGUCUUUGGGUUAGUGCCUAACCUGGGGGUCAGGAACCCUCACUAGGGGUCGCCCAACACUUCAUGGGGGGUCGCAAAGCCUUCUUGAUUUUAAGGUGUGCAUUAGAAAAGUUUGCAGUUAAAACCAAAUCUAAUAAAACAAUUGUCAAGCCUCUGGGAGAAGAAAACAAAGGAACAAAAUUUAAAAAAGGCCAUUAAGUAUGUAUGAUUUGAUUAAAAGAAUUACCAUGAAAAUAUCAGGAAAACUAAUUUCUCAUGUUAUACUCACAUUAAAUUAUUAUUGCCUUCACUGUUUGUUUAAUGGCACAAUUUAUCAGUUCUUCUGUACUGUGAUUGUUAUGCAUUCAAUGUAAUAGGAGAUAUCCAAAAAACACAUCUCUUAGUCAGGGGUCAUCAAUUUACUCAAUGAUAGAAAAGGGUCCCUGCAUGAAGGUUGGGAAACACUGGUUUAGCGCAUUGUUUUCUUCUACUUGUCAUCACAUAAAUAAGAUUACUGUUACUGUCCAUCGUCUAAGUACAAUGCACAACUGUCUAAAAUCACCUUAAAUAUACUUGUCAAAUGAUCUUCAGUGGGGUCUACUCUUUAAAAAGUGAAUAAAUUAAAGGUUAAGUUUAUAAUA
Dicentrarchus labrax (European seabass) is the source of this 4341-nucleotide messenger RNA. RefSeq names its product myeloid-associated differentiation marker-like protein 2. Gene Ontology annotation, cellular component: membrane. Lineage: Eukaryota; Metazoa; Chordata; Actinopteri; Moronidae. The transcript has 3 exons. The record is from RefSeq and is a predicted model, not a curated record. The coding region runs from base 1128 to 2054 and encodes 308 amino acids.